GGCGUUGAUGAGCGUUUAGUUUAACAUUUCAGCUUAGCGGUAUUAAACGUGCGUUGACUAACAAGCAUUGAACGUUACGGUUUAAACAAAUUUGAAAAAAAAGUGAACGAAAUUUUAAACGAAGAAAAAAAGAAACGGAAAACCUUGUUAGUUUUAAUUAAAAUGCAAAGAAAGUGAAAUUAAUUUAAAGCUAAAGAAUAGAAAUAUAAGAAAAUAUGAAAUAAUUUUUUAUAAAAAAUUAGAGUUAAAUUAAAAAAAUUCAGUGUUAGUGUUUAAAUGUAUCAAAAAUGAAUCCCAUACAAGAAGAAUCUGAACAACGUAUACCUCUCAUGGUGAAUUCUUUAGAUGAGACUAACUCAAAUAUACCUUAUGCUGAUGACAAUAAAUCCAAUGAUAAUUCUGUUCCCCCCAGUCGCAAAGUCUCUUUAAGUAGUAGACGUAAUGUUGAUCUAACUUUACAAAUAGAAAAUGAUUCGAGUAUUGUUAAUAGUACAGCAGACUCGGGUAAUAAUUCACCUAAAACUGCCUCAGAUGAAUCGACGGCUAUGGAAACACCACCUUUGCCAUUGCCGCGUGGUUUACGUCGUAAUUCGAUAUCUAUGCCUUCGGGCAUUAAUGCCAUAGAGGAUUUGGAAGCUUUAAGGCUGAAACAUCAAAUGCAGGAACAAGAACCAGUACCGGAAGAGGAGAAGAGUAAUAGUCGAACGGAUAGUGUUAUUGAUGAUAUUUCCGGUUCGGUUACAUUUAGUGUACCGGAAAAAAAUGUCACAACUAUUCAAUGUGAGAAACCCGAAGAGGAGGAGAGCGAUGAUGAAUUGGAAAUACAUGGUAAAAGAAGGUAAGUUAUAGGUUGAUAGAAAAG
This is a messenger RNA of Lucilia sericata (common green bottle fly), 862 nucleotides long. RefSeq lists its product as uncharacterized. The record is from RefSeq and is a predicted model, not a curated record. The transcript is spliced from 2 exons. NCBI's taxonomy places the organism in Eukaryota, Metazoa, Arthropoda, Insecta, Diptera, Calliphoridae. The coding region runs from base 288 to 842 and encodes 184 amino acids.